Messenger RNA from Uloborus diversus, 2067 nucleotides. RefSeq lists its product as uncharacterized. Lineage: Eukaryota; Metazoa; Arthropoda; Arachnida; Araneae; Uloboridae. The record is from RefSeq and is a predicted model, not a curated record. The coding region runs from base 1 to 2067 and encodes 688 amino acids. The transcript is spliced from 11 exons.
AUGACUUAUUCUCUAUCUCUUUUCAUUCCAGUACAAUGCUCAUCAAGUAAACCUACCUUCGUCCGGCGACUCUUUGCCCGACUGCGACCGGAUACUUUAUCCGACGACGACGCCGUCCUAGUCCACGAAAGUCCGCCCUCCGAGUGCUACGCCUUGUGUUUGUUUGACGACAAAUGCUCGGCUUACUUCGUAGAUUAUCGGAAUCAGUCGUGCCUACUCAUCCGAAACGUCGAUUCCCAAUUAUUGGAAAAGAAACUCGUUCGAGACAGCAGCAGCAGUUAUCACCGGAAAACGUGUUUACCAGAUACGCUCUGUGACCACGAAUGGAUCUUCGACGAGGUACAAGGGGUCCAGCUCUAUCAUUAUAUGGACAAAACAAUUACAGACAUUCGUUCGAGUGCCCAGUGCAUGUCUCUUUGUUUAUCGGAACCGACCUUCGUCUGUCGAUCGGCCAGAUUCGACGUGCUCAAAUCGGAGUGCGUGCUCAGUCAACAUGAUCGUCGGACGGCGACCGAAUGGUUCCGACAAGCUCCGAAGGCGAGCUCGGUUUUGUAUCUAGAGAGGCAAUGUGUGCAGGAGCCUGCAGGGUGUCAAUUCCGAAGCCGUCAGUCCAGAUCUGUCGUUCGAAGAUAUCGUCACGUUCAGGUGUUUGGGAAUGUGACGACGCGCGAAUCUUGUGAAGAGGCCUGCUUGAAAUCUGCGCCCUUCACCUGCAGAUCGUACCAGUUCGGCCCCGGGGCGGAUCCAGUGUGCCUGCUCAGCCCCGAAGACUCGGCAUCGGAUUUGGGGGCGUUCGAAACCCCCGCGGAAGACGAUACUGUGGGGACGAAUGGAAUUUACUUCGAGAAGGAAUCUUGCAUCGAUGUGAACAUCCAGUGUGGCGCCAACGACAUGAGCGUGAUUGUUAAAGUGUCCACUCCUUUCCGAGGCAGGGUGUACACUGCCGGCCAUCCUUAUGAUUGCUACUCUGUAACUGUGACCGAUGAAGGUUACGUCACUCUGUCUAUGCCUCUUCAUGGACGACUAUGUGGCACUAAGAACUUGGGAAAUGGAACUUUUGUGAACAGUGUUGUUGUUCAGCACCAUCCUUUCGUUCUGAGGACAACAGACAGGCGAGUUGAUGUCGCCUGUGAUUACGAAGAAAUGAGGUUGAAGGUGCGAGGGGCCAAAGGCGUCAAACAGGGUGAAUUAAAGCCAUUAGCUCACACCGUCACAGCUGUAGCUCCUACGCCUCCAAUCCGUCUUCGUGUUGUGAACGCCACUGACCAGGAUGUUUCUGGGGUCGAUCUUGGGGAUCCACUCUUCCUGAAAGUCGAACUUGCUGAUGAAAGUGUGUAUGGAAUUUUCGGCAGUGAUUUGGUUGCUCGAAGCAGUGGCGGUUCUGAAACUGUAUUAUUAAUAAAUGAUGAUGGGUGUCCUGUCGAACCGACGGUGAUUCAAGCUUUAGACAGAUUGCCUGGUUCUAAAUCUCUUGUAGCGCCUUUCCAGGCUUUCAAAUUCGCCUCAGAUUCAGCUGUUAAGUUCCAGAUGACAGUCUCUUAUUGUCUGGAUACGUGUCCUCCAGCUGAUUGUGAUGUUCCAAGUUCCAGUCACACACGAUCCUACGGCCGGCGACGGCGGAGGAGCAGUGGCAGGAGGCGCAGAUCGGCGACGUCCCACCACUUCACCGAUCUCUUACCCGGUGACGUAAUAGUGGAUGUCACUAUGGAAAGUCCUUUAUUCUUGGUCAACAACCUGAAGCCGACUGUGGACGGCGCCCAACCUCAACUGCCCAGCAGGAGGUGGGAUCCUCAACUGCCUCAUACACAGGAGUUCUCUGAAGGACAUGUCCGCAUCAUGCCCCAGGCUCAAGGUAUGUGUGUUUCCAUCACGACGCUGUACAUAAUUGGCUCUAUAGAACUUAAGAUGGAAAAUAAAACUUUAGUUGAUAUUCAAGCGAGGCAAGAUAGGGAGAUACGAAAGUAUGAAACAGGUAUUGCAGACAUACCAUCUUUGAUGAAAGAUCAUAAAGAAGAAAAGAAAGUUCUGGAACUAAACCUGAGUUCUCUCAAAAAUGAAUUAAAGUGA